Molecule: messenger RNA, 780 nt
Organism: Sorghum bicolor (sorghum)
Lineage: Eukaryota; Viridiplantae; Streptophyta; Magnoliopsida; Poales; Poaceae
Product: myb-related protein B
Exons: 1
Coding region: 1-780 (259 amino acids)
Biological process (GO): regulation of DNA-templated transcription
Cellular component (GO): nucleus
Molecular function (GO): DNA-binding transcription factor activity, RNA polymerase II-specific; RNA polymerase II cis-regulatory region sequence-specific DNA binding
Source: RefSeq, a predicted model, not a curated record
AUGGCGGUGCCGGAAGAGGCGGCGGUCGGCGAUGGCCGGCCGGUGGCGACGAAGAAGUCAGCGUGGACCAAGGAGGAGGACGCCGUGCUGCGGGAGCAGGUCCUGCUGCACGGCCCGCAGAACUGGGCGGCCAUCAGCGAGGCGUUGGCCGGGCGCAACCCCAAGUCGUGCCGCCUCCGCUGGUGCCAGCACCUGAGCCCCCUCGUCGACACCGCCAGGCCCUUCACCCCCCUGGAGGACGAGAAGAUCAUCGCGUCCUACUGCGUGUUCGGCAGCAAGUGGGCCACCAUCGCGGGCUUCCUCCCGGGCCGCACCGACAACGCCAUCAAGAACCGCUGGCACUCCGUGCUCAGCAAGGUGUACCAGCAGCAGCAGCGGGCGGCUGCACCCAUCCGCCGCCUCCCCGACGGGACGUUGGUUCUGUUUCCUUUGACGCCAGGGGAUGUCAAGGCGUUCCGCAUGGACACCAUCCCAGUGCCCCGCCACCCGCCGCCGGGGAUUGGUCUGAGCGGCGAGUGCCUGAACCUGUUUCCGCUGGUGGCGGGGGAUCUCGUCAGGGGCAAUAAUGCGAGCGAGGCGGCGGCGAUGGUUGUGGAUUGCAGCACCGACGAAUCGCUCGUCGAGCUGAGGCUCUGGCCGUCCACGAACCACGACGGCGGCGUUCAGGACGACGAAUCGCUCGCCGAGCUGAGGCUCUGGCCGUCCACCAACCACGGGGGCGGCGUUCAGGGCGAUGGUGCAGGCAGUUCGGGCGCCCAAGACUGUCUUGUAUCUGCCUGA